AUUUAUUUAUAUCUUCGUUUCUGAUAAUGUCAGAUUCUGAGGAAGAUUUAUCCGCUCCUCAGAUGGAUUCUGAAAGUGAUUUUGACCUCGACGAAGGUAAAGCUAAAAAAAAGACCACUAAAAAAAGCUCAAAAUCUAAAACUAAUUCUGAUAAGUCAGAAAAAACUCCAAAAAAGAAAAAAGCCGAAGAUAAAACCAAGAAAAAGUCCUCUAAAAAGGAAACUAAAUCUAAAAGCGACAAGUCGGCCCUUAAAAAGGUAAAAAAAGACAAAAAUACUAAAAGUAAAAAUGAAAAAAAGGAAAAGAAAGAAAAGAAAACUACGAGAACUCUGAAACCUAAAGAGCCUAAAGAAAAAACUGUCAAACUUGAACUUAACACUUCAUUCAGUAAACUAGGCCAGAGGUAUAUGACACCUCCUCAGGGAGAUGGAACUAGGGGAUUUUACGAGAGUUUGUACGAGGAGAACCCGAAUAGCCUAAUCGCAAUUAAAUUUUGUGUAGAAUAUGGUAUUUUUGGUGGUUCUAAGCAUGACGAGGUACUGCAUAAGUACACGCAGCUUCAAAAGAACGGUCACUUUAAGGGUGCUGCGGGGGCUAUUAAACCCUCUGCUAUAACUUUUCUACAAAAACUCAAGGCUAACUGACGAAAUAUUAUCAAUUCACUUAAUAUUUAAUCUCAGGAUUUGUA
Messenger RNA from Theileria parva strain Muguga, 688 nucleotides. RefSeq lists its product as uncharacterized. The transcript is spliced from 3 exons. Bases 27 to 644 code for a protein of 205 amino acids. Lineage: Eukaryota; Apicomplexa; Aconoidasida; Piroplasmida; Theileriidae. The record is from RefSeq and is a predicted model, not a curated record.